Candidozyma haemuli is the source of this 1932-nucleotide messenger RNA. RefSeq lists its product as uncharacterized. The record is from RefSeq and is a predicted model, not a curated record. NCBI's taxonomy places the organism in Eukaryota, Fungi, Ascomycota, Pichiomycetes, Serinales, Metschnikowiaceae. Gene Ontology annotation, biological process: dephosphorylation. Gene Ontology annotation, molecular function: phosphoprotein phosphatase activity. Bases 1 to 1932 code for a protein of 643 amino acids. The transcript has a single exon.
AUGAGCUUGGAUAAGAAUAUCAACCUCCUGGAGAUGGAGAAACUGCCACGUGAGAUACGAGUGAAAAUACCUGGGGGAGUAACAGGAACAUUAGCAAUUCCACAUGCUGCUGACCUUGAGGGCGACGCGAAGUAUCAAUUUGCCUCGCCAACGAACCGUAUUGCUCUUCUUUUACAUGGCCAAGGUGGUCAUCGUGACUACUGUUACCAGAAAUUGGUAGCUCAUCGCUUGGCUGCGGAAUUGGGGAUGUAUUCGUUUAGAAUUGACUUUAGAGGUUGUGGAGACUCGGACGACUACGAGGAUCAGACUCUAGGAAGAACACUUGAGCUGGAUACCAUUGACAUACAGAAUUCUGUCUCCUACGUACUUGAUGGCUCCAAGAAUGAACUUGGUAUUGAUUUCGAACUUGCUGCCCUUAUAGCUCAUUCGAGAGGAAGCGUGGCUAUGUUUCUUUGGGCAAUGGAACAGGAUAAACUUUCGAUUACGGAACCGGAGAAAGCUGUUAUAGUCCCAAAUUUGAUCAAUAUGUCGGCUCGUUUUGACUCUAAGACAGUAUAUGACAGGUAUCCUACUGAAGAUAACACGUGGGAAUACUUAUUGCAAACUGGUCUUCGUUAUGGAAAGUGGGAAAAAUACAGGAUUCCCAAGAACGAGAUCGAUGAAUUGUCAAAACCUGAUUUGACCAAGUUGAGAAAUCUUUCUCUAAAGUGGUCUGUCUUGAGUGUAUACGGGAUGGAAGAUGACAUCAUUCCAAAAAUUGACAGUGCGGGCUACGCCAACCAUCUCAAUCGCGGACCGUACUCUCAUGAACUUCAAUUAAUUCCUGGUGCGGACCACAAUUUCUAUGGUGUCGAGCCGUUGGAAGACCCUGACGAUGCCGACUUGAUCAAUCCUUAUAAUCUCCCACUUAACAAGAAUAAGUUGGUAAAUUAUAAUUAUCUAGCGGCGGCUUACAUUUUGAGGUACCUUCAACCUGAGGCAGAGCUGACACGGUUCUUGCACUUGAGCAACUGGAUAAGCAAAGUAUCUAGAUGGAAACUCAUAGACGGAAUAAGCAACUUUCGAGAUAUCGGGGGCUGGGAAGUGGCUAAGCCUCGGUUUGGGCGCUCUGAUAAUCUGGUGAAAUACUCAGUACGCCCGAGCUUUAUUUUCCGAAGCGCCAACACCAAUUCGGUGACAGAAAAGGGUAUGCAAGGGCUCAAGGAUUUGAAUAUUAAAGUGAUUUAUGACCUUCGCUCAAACCAGGAAUGCAAAAAAGAUGGCUUCCCAGAGAACUUGGACCGCAUCAAUGUUGAACGUGUAUUCAACCCAGUCUUUGCGAACGAAGAUGCUUCACCGCAAGCUUUGGCUCUCAAGACUGCUAAUUUACUUACACAUUGGGACACCUAUGUUCACCUAUACGAUAACAUGCUUGAUGAGGGUUAUCGGGCUUUUCAAAAAAUGUUUCAGCACAUUCGUGAUUAUCCCGACGCUCCGUUCGUCUUUCAUUGUACGGCUGGAAAAGACAGAACUGGGAUUUUCUCUAUGUUAGUUUUAAGAUUCGUGGGUGUCGAUAAGCAUACAAUUGCGAGAGAGUACGAUCUAACUACCCAUGGGUUAAAACCUGAUCAUCCUAAAAUAACAAAAGCAUUUGAGGAUGGUUUGGAAAGGUUUAGAUCUAAAAUGAAUUUGAGUGAUCUUGAACAGAUGGUAGCACAUGGUCGGAAGGGGUGGUCUUUAGAAGUUGAUGGCUUGCAAAACCUUUUGAGCUCCCGUUAUGAGGCCAUGCUCGCAACGAUUGACUUACUUGAUGAAAAAUAUGGGGGAGUCGUCAAUUAUAUGAAAGGAUAUCUUGGCUUCACUGAUCAAGAGUUGCAGACUAUUUUUGAUAAUUUGGUUACCACUGAGCCUCAAGAUGCCUCAAGCAAGACAAACAUAGAUGCGAAGUUCUGA